AUGGAGGCCUUUGAUUUUGAUAACGUCACGCCGGAGAAAUCAAGCGUCAUUUUAAGCUGUACUCACCUUAGAAGUAUUGCCAAAUUGUUCCGAAUUGUUGAGGUUUUCUUCGUACUAAUCUUACUCUCAUGGACAUCUACUCGCUUGCCGUUCGCCGUCAAAAUCUCCGGCGAGUAUUGCCGGCAUCUAGUGACUAUCGUCAUUAGUCCUCUUUUCAUUUUUCUUCUCGGCAACCUAAUCGUCUUGACUCUGCUCUUCAAAGCCGGCCGCAUCCUCUCGGGCGGCCAAUCUCCGGCUGACAUUAACUCCGAAAUGGAAACUGAAACUGAUCUGUACGAAGCAUUCGUCAAAACUAGCGAUAGCUGCAUGAACGUUACGAAUCUAACUUCCUCUCCCGAUGAGAUUGAAUACCAAGAUAAACAGACUAUAUUUGAAGUGAGCAGAGCCGCCAAAAUUGGAAAAGCCGAUGGGUCGGAAGUUUCAGAAGUGUUUUCCGAUAAACCUUCGGAAAUGAAGGCGUAUUCUAGAAGCCAAUCGGAGAACUUCGACUCGAAGAGAGAGCUUCUGGAAGAGGAAGAGGAUAAUUGCGUAAAGCUCAGGCGUUCGGAGACUGAGAAGUGCAGGAAGGUUGCGAAUCCCGGCGAGAUUCCCGGAGAAACAGUGUAUGUAUUUGAUGAAUUGAGCAAUGAGGAGUUUCAACAGACGAUUGAGGCCUUUAUUGCUAAGCAAAUUAACUUCCAUCGCGAAGAAAAGCUGGCUAUUGUACUCCCUAACCAUAGUUGA
Coffea eugenioides is the source of this 783-nucleotide messenger RNA. RefSeq lists its product as uncharacterized. Lineage: Eukaryota; Viridiplantae; Streptophyta; Magnoliopsida; Gentianales; Rubiaceae. The record is from RefSeq and is a predicted model, not a curated record. Bases 1 to 783 code for a protein of 260 amino acids. The transcript has a single exon.